This is a messenger RNA of Hypomesus transpacificus, 2759 nucleotides long. RefSeq names its product tuftelin interacting protein 11 (gene tfip11). The transcript has 15 exons. Gene Ontology annotation, cellular component: U2-type post-mRNA release spliceosomal complex. Gene Ontology annotation, molecular function: nucleic acid binding. The coding region runs from base 125 to 2647 and encodes 840 amino acids. NCBI's taxonomy places the organism in Eukaryota, Metazoa, Chordata, Actinopteri, Osmeriformes, Osmeridae. The record is from RefSeq and is a predicted model, not a curated record. Gene Ontology annotation, biological process: spliceosomal complex disassembly.
AGUACUCUGGGCCAAAAUACAUCCUUUUGAGCUAGCUAGUUAACGUGAGUUAGAGCUUGUACUACAAUUUUGGAAUUGGAGACUUAUUUUAUCUGAUAACUGACUCAGCAAGCAAGCGUCCGUCAUGUCUAUGUCCCAUCUCUAUGGGAGGAGGGCAGGGGAGGAAGAGGACGGGGUUGAGUUUGAGAGCUUCGAGGUGACGGAUUGGGACCUGGCUAAUGAAUUUAACCCAGAACGCCGCAGACAUAAACAGACGAAGGAGGACACCAUUUACGGAGUAUGGGCUGAGAGAGACUCCGAUGACGAGAGACCCAGCUUUGGGGGAAAGAGGUCCAAGGACUACACCGCCCCAGUGAGUUUUGUGAGUGCGGGGCUUAGGAAGCCUGCGGCUGAGGAGAAGACCCAGCAGCCGAGAGAAGGAGGAAGCUCGGAUUACUCCGACGACGAUGACGACCCGCCCCCCGCGCCGGCCCCUCCCCCCUCCCGUGUCACCGCCCCCAAGAAACUGCAGACGGGAGGUAACUUCCGAGUCAACCAAUCCCAGAGGACGUUCGCGGCCGGUAUCCGGGCAGGACAGGACAUUGGCACCUGGGAAAAACACACGCGCGGGAUUGGACAGAAACUCCUCCAGAAGAUGGGAUAUGUACAGGGGAAAGGACUUGGCAAAAAUGCCCAAGGUAUCGUGACCCCCAUUGAGGCCAAGGUGCGGAAGGGGAAGGGGGCAGUGGGUGCCUACGGCAACGAGCGAACCCAGCAGAGCCUUCAGGACUUCCCCGUGGUGGACUCUGAGGAGGAGGAGGAGAAGGAGUUCCAGAAGGAGCUUGGCCAAUGGCGUCGAGAUCCAGGAGGCGCGGGGGGCAAGAAGAAGCCCAAGUACUCCUACAGGACUGUGGAGGAGCUGAAGGCUAAAGGCAAGCUGGUUGGACGGAGCACGCACACGCCCGCCGGAGAGCUGGCCCAAGUGAAGGUGAUCGACAUGACUGGCAGGGAGCAGAAGGUGUACUACAGCUACAGCCAGAUGACCAACAAGCACAGCGUUCCCGAGGAGGCGCCGCUGAGCAUGUCCGCCCGCGACCAGAAGCCCUCCGGCUUCGCCCUCCCCGAGCUGGAGCACAACCUGCAGCUGCUCAUCGACCUGACGGAGCAGGACAUCCUGCGGUCGGCGAGGCGUCUGCAGCACGAGCGCGACGUGGUGGUGACCCUGAGCCACGAGUCGACGGGCCUCGAGACGCGCCUGGAGGCGGAGCGCGGAAGCAUCCGGAGGCUGGAGGCCGUGCUGGGGCUGGUGGAGCGCUUCCAGGGCGGGGAGACGGCGCCCGGGGACGGACCCAGCCUCCAGGAGUGCGCACGCAUCUUUGAGACCCUGCAGACGGAGUACUACGAGGAGUAUAAGACCAUGGGCCUGGGAGACCUGGCUGUGGCCGUGGUCCACCCCCUGCUCAGAGAGAAGCUCCGCACCUGGGACCCUCUGAAGGACAGUUCCUAUGGGCUGGAGGAGGUAGGUCAGUGGAGAGCCAUUCUCGAGUCUGGACAGUUCCACUCCAGUACGCCCGAGACACACAUGGAUCCUUACCACAGGCUAUUGUGGGAGGUGUGGAUGCCGGUGCUGAGGGUGUGUGUGUCGAGCUGGCAGCCCCGUAUGGUGGGCCCCAUGGUGGACUGUGUGGAGGUGUGGGCCCCUCUCCUCCCUCUCUGGACACUGGAUCAUCUGCUGGAACAGCUCAUCUUCCCCCGGCUGCAGAGAGAGGUGGACAACUGGAACCCUUUGACGGACACGGUGCCCAUCCACUCCUGGCUCCACCCCUGGUUGCCUCUGCUCCAAUCACGGCUGGAGCCUCUAUACCCGCCCAUCCGUAGUAAACUGGCCAAUGCCCUGCAGCGCUGGCAUCCGAGCGACGCCUCGGCCCGCCUCAUCCUGCAGCCCUGGAAGGACGUGUUCACGCCGGGCGCCUGGGAGGCCUUCCUGGUCAAAAACAUCAUCCCUAAACUGGCUCUGUGUCUGGGGGAGCUGGUGAUCAACCCUCACCAGCAGCAGAUGGAGCCCUUCCACUGGGUGAUGGACUGGGAGGGCAUGCUGUCUCCCUCCAGCCUGGUCUCUCUGAUGGACAAACACUUCUUUCCCAAGUGGCUACAGGUGCUGUGUUCAUGGCUCAGUAACAGCCCUAACUACGAGGAGAUCACUAAGUGGUACCUGGGCUGGAAGACCAUGUUCAGUGAUGCAGUGUUGGCCCAGCUGCUGGUCAAGGACAAGUUCAACGAAGCUCUGGACAUCAUGAACCGUGCCGUGUCCACGGGCAUGGGCGGGUACAUGCAGCCAGGCGCCAGGGAGAACAUCGCCUACCUCACCCAGACGGAGAGGCGGAAGGACUUCCAGUACGAGGCCCUGCAGGAGCGCCGGGACGCCGAGAGCGUGGCCCAGAGGGGCAUCGGCGCCAGCCUGCCCACCAACUUCAAAGACCUGAUCCAGACCAAGGCCGAGGAGAACAACAUCGUCUUCAUGCCUCUGGUGGCCAAGCGGCACGAGGGCAAGCAGCUGUACACGUUCGGGCGCAUCGUCAUCUACAUCGACCGAGGGGUGGUGUUCGUGCAGGGGGAGAAGACCUGGGUGCCCACGUCGCUGCAGAGUCUGAUCGACAUGGCCAAGUGAGGGGCAGGGAGAAUAAAAAUCCACGUGUUGUGUAUUUGUUGCUUUUGUUUGGAAUAAAUGUAUGAAAGACGUCUCUGGAACCAUGAAUAAAAACCUUUUUUUGACUUUUGUA